Messenger RNA from Megalobrama amblycephala (Wuchang bream), 1560 nucleotides. It is a transcript of the gene slc25a42, whose product is annotated as solute carrier family 25 member 42. Gene Ontology annotation, cellular component: mitochondrial inner membrane. Bases 477 to 1472 code for a protein of 331 amino acids. NCBI's taxonomy places the organism in Eukaryota, Metazoa, Chordata, Actinopteri, Cypriniformes, Xenocyprididae. Gene Ontology annotation, biological process: transmembrane transport. The transcript is spliced from 8 exons. The record is from RefSeq and is a predicted model, not a curated record.
UGACGCCCCUCGAACGAGCCUAUCCACGUCAAGCGCGCUCCCGCUCUGGACUGCAACUCCCACAAUGCACCCGGACUCGCCCUUCAACGCUCGCAUGCUAGUCUGACAGCGUGAAAUGUGCAAGUAAACCAGCUCAAAGUCACAGCAGCAGCAUUGAAAGUGGAAUAAAAUGUGUUUAACCAGCUUUCCUGCAAAACGGACGCCCGCAGACGCGCGUGUUGAUUGACGCGAGCUUGUUUUUCUGUGUUAGUGGAUAGUGACUGGCUGCUGUUUAUGUAAGUGGAUGGUGACUGGAGUUUAUCACUUCAUCAUUUGUUUGUUUGUGAGGUUAGUAGUCCAACACUAUGGGAAUGUUUGAGCAGACUGCCUUCAGAUUCCCAUAAAGUCGGUGUUUUUCUCUCGAGAUCUACAACAGGUGUGUCGGACUCAGGAGUGGUGUGAGUGUUUGCGAGCCAACUGCCUGCUGCCGUCUAUGAAUGGAUCAGGUCGGCAUGGGUAAUGCGGUUCAGGAGCGCAAGGGGGCGCUGACACAGGGCGAAGUGCUGCCACGCCCCGCCUCCAGCCAAUCAGAGGGUUUUAAACAGGGUCGGACGGUCUUGAACUCUCUGCUCUCAGGGGCGUUUGCAGGAGCCGUUGCUAAAACUGCCGUCGCUCCGCUGGAUCGAACCAAGAUUAUCUUCCAAGUGUCGUCUAAUAGAUUCUCCGCUAAGGAGGCGUACAGGUUAAUUUACCGCACGUAUCUUAAGGAUGGGUUCUUCAGUCUGUGGAGGGGAAACUCGGCCACUAUGGUGCGCGUCAUUCCGUAUGCUGCCAUCCAGUUCUGCGCCCAUGAACAAUACAAGAGGAUUCUGGGACAGUAUUACGGCUUCCAGGGCAAAGCUUUGCCGCCUGUGCCGCGACUGCUGGCUGGUUCAAUGGCGGGAACCACGGCUGCCACGCUCACAUACCCACUGGACAUGGUCCGCGCACGCAUGGCCGUCACACCCAAAGAAAUGUACAGCAACAUCCUGCACGUGUUCGUCCGUAUCUCUCGUGAGGAGGGGCUGAAGACGAUCUACAGGGGCUUCACUCCCACAAUCCUGGGCGUCGUGCCGUACGCAGGACUCAGUUUCUUCACCUACGAGACGCUGAAGAAGGUUCAUGCAGAGCACACGGGCCGCUCUCAGCCGUACUCGUACGAGCGUCUGGCGUUUGGCGCGUGCGCAGGGCUGAUCGGUCAGUCCGCCUCGUACCCGCUGGACGUGGUGCGCAGACGCAUGCAGACGGCGGGCGUCACCGGACACACCUACGGCACCAUCCUCGGCACCAUGCGCGAGAUCGUGGCGGAAGAGGGCGUGAUCCGCGGCCUCUACAAGGGCCUGAGCAUGAACUGGGUCAAAGGUCCCAUCGCUGUGGGCAUCAGCUUCAUGACCUUCGACCUCUCGCAGAUCCUGCUGCGCAAGUUUCAGCAGUUAGGCUACAAUGUGCGGUAGCAGCGUAGAGACAGGAAGUAAGAAAAGCAGAACAAAUGUUUCUUUUUUAACCUGAGCAUAUGCUGCCAAUGAAGAGGACGGGGAAUGA